UCUCUCUCUCUCUCUCUCUCUCUCUCUCUCUCUCUUUCUCUCUUUCUUUCUGUUCAAACUUUUCGCACACAAUGGCCAUUGCAAAUGUGCUCUGUUAUGCUUUACUUGCACUCUCCUCUUUCGCAGCGGUGAAUGCCAAAAUUCCUGGUGUUUUCACUGGUGGGCCAUGGCAGACUGCCCAUGCUACUUUCUACGGUGGCAGUGACGCCUCCGGAACCAUGGGUGGUGCUUGUGGCUACGGGAAUCUUUACAGCCAAGGCUACGGUGUCAACACCGCUGCAUUAAGUACGGCUCUGUUUAACAACGGUCUAAGCUGCGGCGCGUGCUUUGAGAUUAAGUGCGCCAAUGACCCCAGAUGGUGCCACUCUGGCGGUCCUUCUAUCGUCGUUACUGCAACCAACUUCUGCCCGCCAAACUUCGCUCUGCCGUCCGACAAUGGCGGAUGGUGCAACCCUCCCCGCCCUCACUUUGACCUCGCCAUGCCCGUGUUCCUCAAGAUCGCCGAGUACCAUGCUGGUAUUGUUCCCGUUGCUUACCGCAGGGUGCCAUGCAGAAAGCAUGGUGGAAUCAGAUUCACCGUUAACGGUUUCCGUUACUUUAACUUGGUGCUGGUGACCAACGUGGCUGGUGCGGGAGACAUUGUGCGCGUGAGCGUGAAGGGAACUAAGACGGGAUGGUUGAGCAUGAGCCGUAACUGGGGGCAAAACUGGCAAUCAAAUGCUGUACUCGUGGGCCAGGCUCUUUCAUUUAGGGUCACGGGCAGUGAUCGCCGUACAUCAACUUCAUGGAACGUGGCACCACCUAAUUGGCAGUUCGGUCAAACCUUCACGGGAAAGAAUUUCCGUGUCUGAUUAAAAAAAAAAAAUUUCAUCUCCCGCUUUCAAAUUUGUUUUCCCUCAUUUUCCCGGGAAAAUUUGAAGUGAUGGGCGAAAUGGGAUUUUACAUUAGGAUUCAAGUUAAAGUCAGAGUGAGUAAAAAAAUGAUUGUGAUAGUUAAGUUGGAAAAAUGACUAAAGUAAGAGUGUGGCAUUUGCUUUUCUUCCCUUCUUUCUUUCUGUUGGACUUGUCAUUUUGGCUCGGUGAUAAUAGUAAAAAACCAGCCAUUUGUUAAAGUGUAAGAGGCUGAAGGUGGCUGCAAGAAGAAACCAUGUAGCCCGCAGCCCUGGUGAUAUAUAAUAUGUUUUACUUAUAAAUAUGUAAUAUAUUUUAAUUGACUUA
This is a messenger RNA of Mangifera indica (mango), 1217 nucleotides long. Its product is annotated as expansin-A4. The coding region runs from base 72 to 851 and encodes 259 amino acids. NCBI's taxonomy places the organism in Eukaryota, Viridiplantae, Streptophyta, Magnoliopsida, Sapindales, Anacardiaceae. The record is from RefSeq and is a predicted model, not a curated record. Gene Ontology annotation, biological process: plant-type cell wall organization. Gene Ontology annotation, cellular component: extracellular region. The transcript has 3 exons.